CCAAGUUAGGGUUUUAAUUCUUCCCAACCCGCUCAGAGCAGAUCGGCCGUCGAAGAACGAAGCUGCUCGAUUCGUAAUCCAAAAAAUGUCUCUCGUUGCAAACGAAGAUUUCCAGCACAUUCUACGUGUGCAGAACACGAACGUUGAUGGAAAGCAGAAGAUUAUGUUCGCCAUGACCUCGAUCAAGGGUAUUGGUCGCCGUUUCGCCAACAUCGUCUGCAAAAAGGCCGAUAUUGACAUGAAUAAGAGGGCUGGUGAACUCUCUGCUGCCGAAAUCGACAGCUUGAUGGUUAUUGUUGCGAACCCCCGCCAGUUCAAGAUCCCCGACUGGUUUUUGAACAGGAAGAAGGAUUACAAGGAUGGCAAGUUUUCCCAGGUGACAUCCAACGCCCUGGACAUGAAGCUCAGAGAUGAUCUUGAGCGAUUGAAGAAGAUCAGAAACCAUCGUGGUCUCCGUCACUACUGGGGCCUCCGCGUGCGUGGACAGCACACCAAGACCACCGGUCGCAGGGGAAAGACAGUUGGUGUCUCAAAGAAGCGAUAGAGCGUUGUCAUUUCAUCUAUAUCUUGUUGCUAUGGAUACCUUUGUUUUGUUUUAGGCUUUGCAAGAGAUUUACAUGAACCAACUUCUUUACCUUUGUUUUGGAUUCCAAGUUUGUCUUCCAAUAUUGAUUUUGAUCAUUAUUUUUAUGACACUCGGUAAAUCAAAGAAGGAACUUGUAGCUUUUUGUGCCCAAGUAAUUUAUUCGAAGAAUUUUAUUAA
Salvia splendens (bonfire salvia) is the source of this 763-nucleotide messenger RNA. Its product is annotated as 40S ribosomal protein S18. The record is from RefSeq and is a predicted model, not a curated record. The transcript is spliced from 4 exons. Gene Ontology annotation, molecular function: structural constituent of ribosome; RNA binding. Gene Ontology annotation, cellular component: ribosome; small ribosomal subunit; cytosol. The coding region runs from base 86 to 544 and encodes 152 amino acids. Gene Ontology annotation, biological process: translation. Lineage: Eukaryota; Viridiplantae; Streptophyta; Magnoliopsida; Lamiales; Lamiaceae.